Molecule: messenger RNA, 1935 nt
Organism: Aspergillus terreus NIH2624
Lineage: Eukaryota; Fungi; Ascomycota; Eurotiomycetes; Eurotiales; Aspergillaceae
Product: something about silencing 10 family protein
Exons: 2
Coding region: 1-1935 (644 amino acids)
Biological process (GO): maturation of SSU-rRNA from tricistronic rRNA transcript (SSU-rRNA, 5.8S rRNA, LSU-rRNA)
Cellular component (GO): small-subunit processome; nucleolus
Source: RefSeq, a predicted model, not a curated record
AUGGGUAAGAAGAGAAAGGCCGGUGGUCGCCCGGCCGCGAGAAAUGCGACGGCGCAGGAACCAACCAAAUUCGACAUCGAGGAGAGAUUCGACGAUUCCGAAGAUGAAUUUCAGGCUGGCAGAGAUCACAUUCUUCUGGAGGAGGCUCCAGACGCAAAACGCCGGCGGAAACUCGUGGAAGAUGAGGAAGUGCUCCAGGCUUCUGACGAGGAAAUUCUCGGUUACGAGUCGGUUGACGAAGACGACGUCGAUGAUGAGGAAGUCGAUGAGGACGAUUAUGACGACGACGCAUUAUUAGGUUUUAAAAAGAAGAGUCGUGGCGGGGCUGAUUCGGAGGAGGAGGAUGAGGGCGGCCUCGCUGCCUGGGGCUCCUCGAAGAAGGAUUUCUAUAACGCCGAUCAAAUCGAAACAGAAGCGGAUGCCUUGGAGGAAGAGCAGGAAGCCAAACGGCUGCAGAAAAAACACCUCGAGACGUUGGAUGAGGCAGACUUCGGCUUUGACGAAUCAGAGUGGGCUGAUACGGGCAAGGACGAAGACGACGGCAAAGAUGAGACCGGCGUGGUAACGGAAGUCUUGCCGCAGUUGGAGAUCACAGAUGAAAUGGGCGAACAGGAGAAACUGAAGAUCCUGAAAUCGAGAUACCCGGAGUUUGAGCCAUUGGCGAAAGACUUCACCGAUCUUCAAGCAACUCAUAAAUCACUUGCGGAGGUUGCCAAAGCUGCUCCCAAGACGACAGCCGAGGACGACAUCCGUCCUGCCCCUGUUGCUGUCAUCAAAUUCCGUGCGCUGUCUUCCUAUCUGGGUGCAAUCAGCAUGUAUUUCAUGCUUUUGUCAUCUGGCAAUGAUGCGAAUGGGAAGCCGGGACCUUUGUCGCCUGCCCAAAUGCGCUCACAUCCCAUUAUGGCCUCUUUGGUUAAAUUUAGGAAGCUCUGGGAAUCCGUGAAAGACCUCACUGCUCCCGAAACACCGGAAAUAAACAACAAGCCCGACAACACCACUACCAAGUCACCUGAAAACGCCCCGACUCCCAAGAAACAAUCGAAGAAGACCAAGGAGCCCCAGCUCUCUGACGAGCGCAAGAAGAACAAGAAACUCUCCAAGGCAGAGCGCGCUGCUCAAGCCGCACAGGCCGAGGCCGAGGCCCGGAGGGCGGAGAGACUCAAGGAGACGGAAGCUAAUCUGGCAGAUCUGUCGAACCUCGUCGCAGCGCCGGGGAAGAAACGUGUCGUCCAGAAGACCGGGCUAUCCGCGAAGGAUUCGGACGAUUCCGACUUUGGCGACGAAGAUGCGCUUACUGCCAAGGAAGCCGAGGAGAAGGCCAAGCAGAAACGCUCCCUUCGCUUCUAUACUUCGCAGAUGGCCCAGAAGGCCAACAAGCGCAGUGCCGCCGGCCGGGAUGCUGGAGGUGAUGCGGAUCUACCUUACCGCGAACGUCUGAAGGAUCGCCAGGCUCGCUUGAACGCCGAGGCCGAGAAGCGUGGUAGACAACAGCCCAAGGGAUCUGAAGUGCUCGGCGGAGACAGUGACGACGAAGACCACCGGGUGGCCAAUGAGCUCCGCGGCGGAGAAUCCGACGACGAUGAUUACUACGACAUGGUGGCUGCACGUUCCAAGCAGAAGAAGGACGAGAAGAAGGCUCGUGCCGAAGCCUAUGCUGCUGCUGCUCGUGAGGGAGGUCAUGUGGAGGUCCAGGAGGAGAUCGGACCGGAUGGCAAGAGAGCCAUCACGUACCAGAUCGAGAAGAACAAGGGCCUGGCUCCCAAGCGCAAUAAGGACUCCCGCAAUCCUCGUGUCAAGAAGAGAAAGAGAUUCGAGGAGAAGAAGAAGAAGCUGGGUAGCAUCCGCCAAAUCUACAAGGGCGGAGAAGGUCCUGGUGGAUAUGGUGGUGAGCUUACUGGUAUCAAGAAGAACGUGGUCAAGAGUGUUAAGCUCUAG